Messenger RNA from Ceratotherium simum simum (southern white rhinoceros), 1480 nucleotides. RefSeq names its product atypical chemokine receptor 3 (gene ACKR3). Gene Ontology annotation, biological process: G protein-coupled receptor signaling pathway; chemotaxis; angiogenesis. The record is from RefSeq and is a predicted model, not a curated record. Gene Ontology annotation, cellular component: membrane. Gene Ontology annotation, molecular function: coreceptor activity; chemokine binding; G protein-coupled receptor activity. NCBI's taxonomy places the organism in Eukaryota, Metazoa, Chordata, Mammalia, Perissodactyla, Rhinocerotidae.
GCAGCUCUGCAGCCGGAGAGCUCACAGUUGCUCCAAACUGCUCAGCCCUGAGGCAGCGAGUGCACGAGCCAGGAAGCUAGCGAGCCGAAGCCGGAGCCCAGCCGAGAGGUCAUUUGAUCACUGCCCUCAGCACCAUGGAUUUGCAUCUCUUUGACUACUCAGAACCAGCGAACUUCUCUGACAUCAGCUGGCCAUGCAACAGCAGCGACUGCAUCGGCGUCGACAUGGUGCUGUGUCCCAACAUGCCCCACAAGAGCAUUCUGCUGUACACGCUCUCCUUUAUUUACAUUUUCAUCUUCGUGAUCGGCAUGAUCGCCAACUCCGUGGUGGUCUGGGUGAACAUCCAGGCCAAGACCACAGGCUACGACACGCACUGCUACAUUUUAAACCUGGCCAUUGCUGACCUGUGGGUGGUGGUCACCAUCCCAGUCUGGGUGGUCAGCCUCGUGCAGCAUAACCAGUGGCCCAUGGGAGAGCUCACGUGCAAGAUCACUCACCUCAUCUUCUCAAUCAACCUCUUCGGCAGCAUCUUCUUCCUCACGUGCAUGAGUGUGGACCGCUACCUCUCCAUCACCUACUUCACCAACACCUCGAGCCGCAGGAAGAAGAUGGCUCGCCGUGUGGUCUGUGUGCUGGUGUGGCUGCUGGCCUUCUGCGUGUCCCUGCCUGACACCUACUACCUGAAGACCGUCACGUCGGCUUCCAACAAUGAGACCUACUGCCGGUCCGUCUACCCCGAGCACAGCGUCAAGGAGUGGCUGAUCAGCAUGGAGCUGGUCUCUGUCAUCUUGGGCUUCGCCAUUCCUUUCUCCAUCAUUGCCGUCUUCUACUUCCUGCUUGCCCGAGCCAUCUCCGCAUCCAACGACCAAGAGAAGCACAGCAGCCGCAAAAUCAUCUUCUCCUACGUGGUGGUCUUCCUGGUUUGCUGGCUCCCUUACCAUGUCGUGGUGCUCCUGGACAUCUUCUCCAUCCUCCACUACAUCCCCUUCACCUGUCAGCUGGAGAACUUCCUCUUCACGGCCCUGCACGUCACCCAGUGCCUGUCUCUCGUGCACUGCUGUGUCAACCCCGUGCUUUAUAGCUUCAUCAACCGCAACUACAGAUACGAGCUGAUGAAGGCCUUCAUUUUUAAGUACUCGGCCAAAACAGGGCUCACCAAGCUCAUCGAUGCCUCCAGAGUGUCGGAAACAGAGUACUCCGCUCUGGAGCAGAACACCAAAUGAUGCGCUCUGCAGGGUCUCCGGACAUGUGACCAGGGCACUGGGCUACAUUGUUUUCAACAGUACAGCAAGGUGGUUUCGGGGCUUGAUGCCUGAGUAGCGUGAAGAAGGGAACGGGCAUCACUGUGCAUCUGUUCUCCCUUUCUCAUGCCAAUGUGGCUGUCGCGUGGCUUGGCGUUCUGAUGGUUUUGCAUCACCACCAGGAUUACCUGUCAAAGCCAGCCUCGGGACAGGCUAGCCUGCACUUCUGUAAAAUAGGA